AUGAGCAAUCAUCACACGAACGAUUGGAAAUCAGUUCAGAAUAAGCCAAGAACCGGAAGGAAAACUCAAUCAAAUACCAGUGCUUCAACUCCAACAGGUUCACCGCCAUCCUCCUCUUCAUCGUCAUCGGCAACUACUACAUCUUCUUUACCACCAGGCUCAUCUCCCGUCGGAUCCAAUCCAACUACCACUACUACUAGUAUUAAUUAUAAUGUCGUAGCAGCGACAAGUUAUAAAACUGCGGCUGUUGUAUCCGUUCCAAACCUUGAGUCGAGAGGAACUAGUAUGCAUCAUCAGCACCAAUACAAUAAUAAUUCUUCAUCCUCUUCUUCUUCAUCAAAUCAACCAUUGGAUAAACAUCCACUAGGUCAUACAUUUACAUUUUCCUACUUUAGAAAGGAGAAGGGUAUUGAUUAUGAAGAUUGUAUGAAAACUGUAGGAGAUUUUUCAACUGUGGAAGAAUUCUGGGCACUCUACACUCACAUGAAAAGACCAUAUGAGCUUAAAGUAUCGAUGGAUUAUCAUCUAUUUAAACAAGGGAUUAAACCAAUGUGGGAAGAUGAAAAAAACAAAAACGGAGGUAGACUCAUGCUUCGAUGUAAAAGUGGCUAUUCUGCUAGAAUUUGGGAAGAUUUACUCUUAUCUUUCAUUGGUCAACAAUUUGCAAAUGAUGAUGAUAUUAACGGAGUUGUAAUUUCCAUUCGAGACAAUCAUGACAUUAUUUCAAUUUGGAAUAAGAAUGGAGAUGACGAAAAAAUCCAAGAAACAUUGAAGCAAGAUGUCAUGAACUUGUUGAAUCUCCCUUCUCAAACCAAGCUUGAAUACAAGGCACACAAGGAUGCCAUUCAAACACACACCAAGAUGCUUGAAUUAUGGAGCAAUAAUUUUAAAACAAGUGAUGACACUGACAUUCAAGACGAUGCGGAGCUAGCCGAAUCCAAUCCAAUGGAAGGAGAAACCACAAAACAACGAUAA
Messenger RNA from Naegleria fowleri, 975 nucleotides. RefSeq lists its product as uncharacterized. The record is from RefSeq and is a predicted model, not a curated record. Gene Ontology annotation, molecular function: translation initiation factor activity; RNA 7-methylguanosine cap binding. The transcript has a single exon. NCBI's taxonomy places the organism in Eukaryota, Heterolobosea, Eutetramitea, Acrasida, Naegleriidae. The coding region runs from base 1 to 975 and encodes 324 amino acids. Gene Ontology annotation, cellular component: eukaryotic translation initiation factor 4F complex. Gene Ontology annotation, biological process: translational initiation.